Molecule: messenger RNA, 426 nt
Organism: Ilex paraguariensis (yerba mate)
Lineage: Eukaryota; Viridiplantae; Streptophyta; Magnoliopsida; Aquifoliales; Aquifoliaceae
Source: the annotation of a GenBank genome assembly
AUGUGUUUGAAUCUUUGUGUAAGAAAGAAAAAGCUUGCAAAGCACAUGUUGUGGUGCUUGCAUAUCAUGGACAAGGCAGCAGCUGGCUCAAUUACAUUUGAAUCAAUAUACGAUGAUUGCAGCGAAGGUGAGACGUCAGGAGCUGGAGGAUUUAAGGGCUUUCUUGACAGGUUUGAAGCUAGUGGUUCACUGAACUUAACUGAACUCAUUAGGAAACAAGAAAGCUCUGAUUACCCAGUGAAGUGCCUCGUCUAUGAUGCUAACAUACCAUGGGCUUCAAAUAUAUUCAAGCAGUUUGCAAUACCUGGGGCAGCAUUCUUUACGCAGUCAUGUGCUGCUAUUGCUAGUUACCGUACCAUGUACUGUGAGAGCCUCUGCCGGGGCCUGAUUUUCCACUGNAACAAGAAAGCUCUGAUUACCCAGUGA